Humulus lupulus (European hop) is the source of this 990-nucleotide messenger RNA. Its product is annotated as transmembrane emp24 domain-containing protein p24beta2-like. The record is from RefSeq and is a predicted model, not a curated record. Gene Ontology annotation, biological process: intracellular protein transport; Golgi organization; endoplasmic reticulum to Golgi vesicle-mediated transport. Bases 214 to 837 code for a protein of 207 amino acids. Lineage: Eukaryota; Viridiplantae; Streptophyta; Magnoliopsida; Rosales; Cannabaceae. The transcript has 6 exons. Gene Ontology annotation, cellular component: Golgi apparatus; COPII-coated ER to Golgi transport vesicle; endoplasmic reticulum.
AUUGAAACUCGAGUUUUUAUGAGCUGUCGUUUUACUUAUCAAAAUUGUUUACCAAAACCAAGAGCUUAUCACCACCACAACCAGAUCGAUUCCAAUACAUAUAUUGUAUUGUAUACAUAUCUAUACAAAAAUCACAUUCAAUCAUAGCUUUCUUUUCGGGCUCAAGUUUAUAUUCUCCGAGAUCAAAAGUUUCAAGGUUUUGAUUGAUUAGAGAUGAAAAGGGGUUUAUGCAUAUUGGUGGCUUUUUUGUUGAGUGUGGAAGCAGCUUUUGGAAUCAGAUUUGUGGUUGACAGAGAAGAGUGUUUUUCUCAUGAUGUUCAGUACGAAGGGGAUACUGUCCAUGUCUCUUUUGUUGUCAUCAAGACUGAUUCUUCUUGGCAUUAUAGUCAGGAAGGAGUUGAUCUCGUGGUGAAAGGACCAACAGGGGAUCAGAUUCAUGAUUUUCGUGACAAGACUAGCGAAAAGUUUGAGUUUGUGGCUCAACGAAAAGGAGUUCACCGAUUCUGUUUCACUAACAAGUCUCCUUAUCAUGAAACCAUAGAUUUCGAUGUACAUGUUAACCAUUUUUCUUACUUUGACCAGCACGCAAAAGAUGAGCACUUGAACCCUUUGUUAGAACAUAUUCAAAAGUUGGAGGAAGCUCUCUACAACAUUCAGUUUGAACAACAUUGGCUUGAAGCUCAGACCGAACGACAGGCAACAGUGAAUGAAGCAAUGGGCAGGAGGGCAGUUCACAAGGCGUUCUUUGAAUCGGCCGCGCUAGUAGGUGCGAGUUUUCUCCAGGUUUUUAUUCUCCGUCGCCUCUUUGAAAAGAAGCUUGGAAUGUCCAGAGUCUAACCUUGGCAGCAAGCACAGUAGUAGGAUAAAUUUUCAUGUUUUUAUAAAACCCUGUCCUAGCCAGGGUUGUUAAGUUAUACACUAGCAAAUUUGAGGAUUAAUCAACUUUUUUUAAGCCCUUGAGGUGGGAUAAGCUCUCAAAUUUUCAACUAA